AUGGAUGAGGACAAGGGCAACCCCAACUCCCAGCCACCCAGCCCCUUGCCCAGCUGGCUAGAAGAUGAGGCACUCAGCGGGCAGUGGCUGGGGGCAGUGGGCGGGUCAGACCUGCCACUGUCAGAGACCGAGGAGGGGGCCUUUGCCCACAUGGAUGAUGACUGGAUAUAUGAGACCGAUGAAGACCUUUUCCAAUGCGCAGAUGUUACCGCAUGGGAAGAAGACGUGACGCUCCAGGAGCUUUACCGAUGGAAAGAAGAAGUGAGAGUCCAGGAACGUUCCGAACGGGGAGACAGAAGACACCGAGAGCUCUACGAAUUUGAAGAUGUGAGAGUCCGAGCACUUUCCCAAAGGCGGGAUGGGAGACACCCAGAGCUGUACCAAUGCGAAGAAAGCGUGAGAUGCCAGGAGCUGCACGAAUGGGAGGAAGGUGGUGUGAGAUACCACGAGCUGACCCAAUGGGAAGAACAUGUGACAGUCCAAGAGGUGCCCCAAAGGGAAGAAGAAGAGACAUAUCAAGAGCUGUCCCAAUGGGGAGAUUUGAGAGGCCAAGAACUUUCCCAAUGGGGGGAUGUGGAAGUCCGAGAGCUGUCCCAGCGGGAAGGUGGGAGAUACCGUGACCUGCCGCAGUGGGAAGAAGAUGUGCAAGGGCACAGACUGUACCAAUGGAAAGACAAGAGAGACCCAGAGCUCUCCCAAGUGGGAGACAAGACAGACAAGAAGCAAUCUCAGGAAGAAGACUACAGUGCCCAAGAGCUGCCCCAAAGGGAAGAUGGGAGUGAGAAAAAGCUGUCCCAGUGGGGAGACGAUGUCAGUUACAACACCUGGGACAAAUCCUGGCGCCAGGUGAACGCUGGGGAUGCCCAAACUGCUGCCCAGGACGGGCCCAGCUCUGCCAGCAGCAUGGCUGCUGCCCCAGCCGGAGCUGCUGAGGAGGAGGAGCCCCAGGGACCUCUCGCUCCUGAGGAGGAAGAAGCAGAAGGUUCUCCAACCUUUGGAGAGCAGGUGCCAUCAGCAGGGACACAGAGCCAGAUCCCUGCCCCACGGAGCCCCUCAGAGGGCAGUGAGGCCCUGCUGGACACAAACCAGUACAUCACCAGUGAGAUUGUGAGGAAGGCUGUACUUGUGAUCCAGGAAUCAAGCCAGCAGCCGAAGGAAGAGAAAAACCACGAACAAACCGUGGAUACAGACAUGGUGACAACUGUUCCAGUAGAACAGACAGAGAGCCCAGUCCCUGCCCCACAGAGCCCCCCAGAGAGCAGCCAGGCUCUGCUGGACAUGGUCAAGCUCAUCAUCACCGAGAUUGUGCAGAAGGCUGUGCUUGUAUUCCAGGGAUCCGACCAGCAGCUGGAGGAACAGAGGGUCCUAGAACAAAGCACGGCUACGCUCAGCCCCUCUACUGCCACAGGGACACAGAGUCUGGCUCCAGCCUCACACAGCCCCUCAGAGAGCAGCGAGGCCCUGCUGGACACAAACCAGUCUAUCCCCAGUGAGAUCAUGAGGAAGGCUGAGCUUGUGAUCCAGGGAUCCGGUCAGCAGCCAGAGGGACAAAGAAACCUGGAACAAACUACUGCUACAGAAACGGUAGCAAUAGUUCCAGCAGAAAGGACAGAGAGCCCAAUCCCUGCCCCACGGAGCCCCUCAGAGGGCAGUGAGGCCCUGCUGGACACAGAGCAUCCCAUCAGCACUGAGGUCCGGAGCGAGCCUGAACUUGUGUUCCAGGGAUCCGGCCAGCAGCCAGAAGAACAGAGAAACUUGGAACAAACCAUGGGUGCUGACAACAUGACAACAGUUCCAGCAGAAAUGGAAGAGAGCUCGAUCCCUGCCCCACAGAGCCCCUGCUCCCACAGCAGCCCCUCGCCUUCCCAGUUGGAAGCCCAGGCCCUCAGCGAGCAGGAGGAGGAAGGACUCUUCACUGGGGAGGGCAUAAAAUGGAAAUACUAUAUUGACCAAGAGAUUUCCCAGUGGGAAGAUGAGGGAGACCAAGAGCUGUCCCAAGAAGAAAUCAACACAUACCAAGAAGCGUCCCAGCGGGAAGACUGCAUUGAGCAGGAGCUGUCCCCUGGACAAGUCAAGAGCUGCCAGGAAUUGUCUGACUGGGAAGAAUACAGCGAGGAAGAGGAGACCCAAGGAGAAGUGAAGAGCUACCAAGAAGUGUCCGACUGGGAAGAAAACAUCGAGCAAGAGCAGUCCCAAGGAGAAGAGAGUAGCAGCCAAGAAGUGUCUGACUGGGAAGAACACAGCGAGGAAGAGCUGUCCCAUGGAGGAGGGAAGAGCUACCAAGAAGUGUCUGACUGGGAAGAAAACAUCGAGCAAGAGCAGUCCCAAGGAGAAGAGAGGGGUGGCCAAGAAGUGUCUGACUGGGAAGGAUAUAGUGAGGAAGAGCUGUCCCAUGGAGGAGUGAAGAGCUACCAGGAAGUGUCUGACUGGGAGGACUACAGCGAGGAAGACCAAUCUGAAGAAGUGAAAAGGGACUUAGAACUGUGUGACUGGGAGGACUACAGCGAGAAAGAGCAGUCUCAAGAAGUGAAGAGGUGCAAAGAACAGUCUGACAGGGAAGAAUACAAUGAGGAAGAGCAGUCCCAGGAAGUGAAGAGGUGCGAAGAACUGUCCAACAGGGAAGAAUACAGUGAGGAAGAGCAGUCCCAAGAAGUCAAGAGGCACAAAGAACUGUCCGACUGGGAGGACUACAGCGAGGAAGAGCAGUCCCAAGAAGUCAAGAGGCACAAAGAACUGUCCAACUGGGAGGACUACAGCAAGAAAGAGCAGUCCCACAGAAAGGGCAGUAGCUCUCCAGAAGUGACCGACUUGGAAGAAUGCAGCACGCAAGCGCAGCCCCAAAGAAAAUUCAGUAACUACCAAGAUCUACUGUCUGACUGGGAGGACUCUAUUGCUGAAGAGCUGUCCCAAGAUGAAGACUCCUUUGGCCAAGAGUUUUCCGACUGGGGAGACUACAGACCCUCAGUGCUCUCCCAAUGGGAAGACGACAGCGACAGAGAGCUUGCACUGGCGGACUGGGAACACACGACCGUCCACAGCUUCGGCGCCAAGCCCUUGUUCCCAGAGGAGGAUGAGUGGGAAGAAGUGAGCGUCCUGGAGCUGUCCCAAGGACAAGGCACAGAAGACAGGCUGAGAAUUCUUGCAGAAGACGGGCUCCCAGUGCCCGUCCCUCUCGAGGCAUGGGCUCAGCACCGGGCACCUGCCCCACGCACACAAGUGCCAGUCUGUGCCUCACCUCCCCCACUGGAAGCCCUGUCCACUGGAGGAACUGAAGCUUCGCCUGCCUUCGACGAGCAGACGGCAGAGACAGGGAUACAGAGCCAGGUCCGUGCCCCACGGAGCCUCUGCUGCCCUCCCAGCCCCUCACCUCCCCAGCUGGAGGCCCAGGCCCUCAGCAGGCAGCUGGCUCUCCCCAGGAAACGUCUGUCCCGCUUCAGGCGGGCGCUCGGGGCUCUGCGCAGCCUGUUCUGCUCCUGCACGCUGGAGCGGGGCUGGCGGGAGCCGCUCUCCCCUCAGAGCCCCCUGAGGGCGCAGCAAUGGCGGCCCCGCCCUCCCUCAGCACCGCCCGAGGACGGAGCAGCCGCCAUUUGGUUCUGCUUGGCCACGGCCGCCCCCGCCGAGCCCGGGGACACUCCCGGCUUCAAGCAGCCGCCAGCGGCACUGCGGCUGAAGCGCAAAGGCCCGCGGAGGAGCGAACCCACCGCUGGCGCCGCUGCCCCGGCCCCGCGGGGCCCCUCAGCGCCCGCCCAUCCCAACCCCUUCUGCAGCCUGGACAACGCGCCUCAGCGGGCAGUGGCCCCUCAGCCCCUGCCACCAGCCCCGCUGGACGGGCAUCCAUUGGCAGCGCCCUUCUGGCAGCUGGGACCAAUCCCCAGCACAUGGUUAAAUAACUUUGGGAAAGGGGAAUGGGUUUCAUGGUAA
Molecule: messenger RNA, 3921 nt
Organism: Myiozetetes cayanensis
Lineage: Eukaryota; Metazoa; Chordata; Aves; Passeriformes; Tyrannidae
Product: trichohyalin-like
Exons: 6
Coding region: 1-3921 (1306 amino acids)
Source: RefSeq, a predicted model, not a curated record